AUGCCUCCUCCGCUCCCCUCCUCACACCGGGGAAUGACCAAGAACCCCGUUAGGCCUGCCCGCUACCGUCCUGGAAAAGCUGUCGCAGAGGAGCCCUCAUCCGAGGAAGAGGAGGAAGAAGAGGAGGAUGACGAAGCUGAACGCGAGGCGCGACGAGAACAAGAGCGGCGCAGACGAGCCGAGGCACUGCGCCGAGCAAAAGCGCCCAAAGCGAGCUCAUUCCCAGCCUCUGCAGUAGCAGCCCAAAAAGCCGAGGAGGACGAUGACGAGGAAGGGUUCGUCACCGAAGAAGAAGAUGACAAGCCUACACCCGCACCCGCACCGAAAGCAGUACCGCACCCUACGACCGACGAUUUAAAACCUACUGCGGCUACAUCCGCCCCGGAGAAGGACGAAGAAGAAGACGAAGAAGAGGAGGAAGAGGAAGAAAGCUCUGAAGAGGAGAGUAGUUCGGAAGACGAAGCACCGCGACGCAUGCUCAUCCGACCAACCUUCAUCAAAAAAGACAAGCGCAACACAGCCACACCAGCCGGACAGACAAAAGCCCAAGCGGACGCCGAACGCGCAGCGGAAGCCGAAGCACAGCGCGCCGCCCAGCGCCAAGAAAAAGCCGACCAACUAAUCCGCGACCAACUGGAGAAAGAAGCGAUAGCACGCUCGAACGCCAACCGCGCCUGGGAUGACGACGAGCUCGUCGAAGCCGAAGACGAAGAAGCCAUCGAUGACACAGACGGGCUAGACCCGGAAGCCGAGAAAGCGGCCUGGACACUGCGGGAGCUGAAGCGCGUGCAGCGCGCGCGCGAAGCGAUCGAAGCGAGCGAGAAAGAGCGCGAAGAGGUCGAGCGUCGGCGGAACCUUACGGCUGAGGAGCGCGAGCGUGAAGAUAGCGAGUUCAUCGCGAAGCAGAAGGAGGAGCGUGAGGCUACGCGCGGCCAGACGGGCUUUAUGCAGCGGUAUUUCCAUAAGGGGGCUUUCUUCCGUGGGGAUCUUGAGGCGGAGGGGUUGGAUCGUCGGGAGCUUAUGGGGGCUCGCUUUGAGGAUGAUGUCAAUCGUGAUACGUUGCCGCAGUACAUGCAGGUGCGUGAUAUGACGAAGCUUGGGAAGAAGGGUCGCACGCGCUAUAGGGAUCUUAAGUCCGAGGAUACGGGGCGGUUUGGGGAUGGGUUGGAGAAUAGGAGGAGGAGGGAUGGGCCUCCUGUAGGUGUUACGGAUGAGAGGUUUAUGCCUGAUCGUCGUGGUGGUGGUGAUGAUGGGGAUCGCGGACCGACGGGUGCCAAUGCUAGUGUUGUUAGACCACGGCAUAGGUCGAGGUCGAGGUCGAGGUCGCCUCGGCGAGACCGGCGUGACGAUAGAGACUCGGGUCGGUUCGAGCGCAGUCGGUCUCAGGGAGAGGCGGAAGCGGAGUCCGUCGCCCUAUGA
Molecule: messenger RNA, 1419 nt
Organism: Penicillium mononematosum
Lineage: Eukaryota; Fungi; Ascomycota; Eurotiomycetes; Eurotiales; Aspergillaceae
Product: microfibrillar-associated 1 family protein
Exons: 1
Coding region: 1-1419 (472 amino acids)
Biological process (GO): mRNA splicing, via spliceosome
Cellular component (GO): U2-type spliceosomal complex
Molecular function (GO): RNA binding
Source: RefSeq, a predicted model, not a curated record